Molecule: messenger RNA, 6701 nt
Organism: Salvelinus namaycush (lake trout)
Lineage: Eukaryota; Metazoa; Chordata; Actinopteri; Salmoniformes; Salmonidae
Product: protein strawberry notch homolog 2-like
Exons: 27
Coding region: 374-5044 (1556 amino acids)
Biological process (GO): regulation of DNA-templated transcription
Cellular component (GO): nucleus
Molecular function (GO): histone binding; chromatin DNA binding
Source: RefSeq, a predicted model, not a curated record
AACAAAAGCAUCAUUUCCUGAAAGCUCCUCCUCCUUCUGCUCCCCUCCCCUUUGCUCUCUCCCCAGCACCUUAGAGCAUUGAGGAACUAGACUACAAUCAAUAUGACUAAACCUCUAUGCAAAUACCUGUCAGUCCAGCCGUAGCAGGAAAUGUGUGUGUUUUAGGGCAGUGUUUUCUGCCCAGAGCUUACCUGUAGUCUGCGUUGUCCAAAUGUGUGUGUUGGUGUUCUGAGGAGCUGGUAGGGCCGUCUGCUAUUGGGAAACAUUACAGCUGUGAGGUGUUUCCACAGCUCCAGCACAUGGAACGAUCUGUCGUUGUAAGGGAAAGGUGAAUUAGGGGUGUGUGGUCUUUCCGCCCAAAGCUUUUGGACUCAUGGCUUCUAUUCUGCCGCUUUGGACUAAACUCUAUUCACAGUUGGGACGACCUCUUCCCAAGGACCUGUCCUGCAUCGAUGACCUCUCCAACUCUCUAUUCUCCUCUCCGGCCGACUCACUGUCAGACUACGCCGAUGCCCAGGCCUUCAUCCCCACAGAUAACCUGGCCCACGUGCCCACGAUAUGGGACAUAAACACACCAGCACAGAGCCAGCUGGAGCUGAAUGCCAACAGGUUUCAGGGUUUGAACAGUUUGGAGGAUAUCUCUGCCAUUAUCAGCACCCCACCUUUGGGAGGAUACCAGGCUCAGAGAAACCAGACUCCGGCAGAAGAGGAUGCAGAGGAGGAGGAGGAAGAGACAGAGGAGCUGGGACAUGUAGACACCUACGCUGACUACAAACCAUCCAAAUCCACCAUAGGGAUCUCCCACCCAGACAUAGUGGUGGAGACCAACACGCUGUCCAGCGUCCCUCCACCUGACAUCACCUACACUCUGUCCAUUCCUGACUCCACCAUCAACUGUGGCCUGCUCUCUGCCCUGCAGCUAGAGGCCAUCAUCUACGCAUGCCAGCAACACGAGGUAAUUCUGCAGAACAACCAGAGAGCAGGCUUCCUGAUAGGAGACGGGGCCGGAGUAGGGAAAGGCCGCACGGUGGCCGGCAUCAUCCUGGAGAAUUACCUAAAGGGAAGGAAGAAAGCGCUAUGGUUCAGUGUAUCCAAUGACCUGAAAUACGACGCAGAGAGAGAUCUGAAAGACAUAGAUGCUCCCACCAUUCCUGUGCAUGCCUUAAACAAGAUAAAGUAUGGAGACACAGCUACCUCAGAAGGAGUACUGUUUGCGACAUACUCUGCACUGAUCGGAGAGAGCCAAGCAGGGGGGCAGCACCGCACCAGACUCAAGCAGAUCCUGGACUGGUGCAAGCCCGGCUUUGAUGGAGUUAUUGUGUUUGACGAAUGCCACAAGGCCAAGAAUGCUACGUCCACCAAGAUGGGCAAGGCCGUGCUGGACCUGCAGCACAACCUGCCGCUGGCCAGGGUGGUUUAUGCCAGUGCCACAGGUGCCUCUGAGCCAAAGAACAUGAUCUAUAUGAGCCGCCUGGGGAUCUGGGGCGAGGGCACGCCCUUCAAGACCUUUGACGACUUCCUGCACGCCAUCGAGAAGAGGGGUGUAGGCGCCAUGGAGAUUGUUGCCAUGGACAUGAAGGUGAGUGGGAUGUACAUCGCCCGGCAGCUGAGCUUCUCAGGGGUGUCCUUCCGCAUCGAGGAGAUCGGUCUGGACGACGACUUCAAACUGGUCUACAACAAAGCUGCCAAACUGUGGGCGGAGGCGCUGGCCGUGUUCAUGCGUGCAGCGGACGAGCUGUGUCUGGUCAGCAGGAAGUCCCUGUGGGGUCAGUUCUGGUCUUCCCACCAGCGCUUCUUCAAAUACCUCUGCAUCGCCGCCAAGGUUCGCUGCCUGGUGGAGCUGGCCAAGAAAGAACUGAAAGCUGGCAAGUGCAUCGUGAUUGGUCUACAGUCCACAGGAGAGGCCCGAACCAGAGAGGUCCUGGAUGAGAACGAUGGGCACCUGGACAGAUUCGUAUCUGCAGCAGAGGGUGUGUUCAAAGCUCUGGUACAGAAACACUUUCCCUCCGAGAAGCAGAGAGAGAAGGCGCGUGGAAACAAGAGAAAACGUAAGCCCAGGGGCCGGCAGCCCAAAUUCCCAAAGCACACCAUGGUGCAUCUGGGGGGCGUGAUCAACAUCAGUGACGACAGCAGCACGGACACUGAUGGCAUGGACACCGACUCCAACUCCUCGCCAGACUCCCUGAUGGACAAUAACGAUGACGUCAUCUUCGUCCAGCACACCAGCUGUCACACAGCCAGUAUAGAGAAGAUGAAGCAGAGCCUCCUGAACAAGAUCGCUGACCUGGGAAAGGAACUACCUCUGAACACUCUGGACGAGCUCAUUGACCAGUUUGGAGGACCAGAGAUGGUAUCGGAGAUGACGGGUCGUAAGGGUCGCGUGGUGCGGCGUCCUGACGGAAGCGUGCGUUAUGAGUCGCGUGCAGAGCAGAGCCAUACCAUAGACCACAUCAACCUCAAGGAGAAGGACCGCUUCAUGUGUGGAGAGAAGAUGGUGGCCAUCAUCUCUGAGGCGGCCAGCUCGGGCAUCUCCCUGCAGGCAGACAAGCGGGUGAAGAACCAGCGUCGGAGGGUCCACAUAACCCUAGAGCUGCCCUGGAGUGCAGACAGAGCCAUCCAGCAGUUUGGUCGUACACAUCGCUCUAACCAGGUGACGGCUCCAGAGUAUAUCUUCCUCAUCUCUGAGCUGGCCGGGGAAAGACGCUUCGCCUCCAUUGUGGCCAAGAGACUGGAGAGCCUGGGUGCAUUGACCCACGGUGACAGGAGAGCCACAGAGUCCAGAGACCUGAGCAAAUACAACUUUGAAAACAAGUACGGUACCAAGGCUCUGGAUAAGAUCACCAAAGCCAUCCUGGGCCACAUCGAGAGCAAGGUGUCCCCUCCCAAAGGUUACCCCGGGGGUGAUGCUCUGUUCUUCAGAGACAUGAAGCAUGGCAUGAUGGACGUGGGUAUCUUCUGCAAGGAGCCACGGUUUGGUCUCAGCACUGAGAAAGACUGCAGCAUCACCAAGUUCCUCAACAGGAUCCUGGGCCUGGAGGUCCACAAGCAGAACUCUCUGUUCCAGUACUUCACCGACAACUUUGACUACCUGAUCGAGAAGGACAAAAAGGAGGGCAAAUACGACAUGGGAAUCCUAGAUCUGGCCCCAGGUAACGAUGAAAUCUACGAGGAGAAGCAAGAGACCUUCAUGACAGUGGGAAACCCCCAGGACGGACAGGUCGUGCUCUACAAGAUCAGCGUGGACAGAGGUAUGCCCUGGGAGGAGGCCUAUGAGAAGGUCCAGAACCUCAACAGUCCUGACGAGGGCUUCUACCUAUCCCACAAGUUGCGAGGGAACCACCCGUGUGUGCUGCUGGCGGAGCAGGGUCGAGGGAGGAACUUCAUAGUGUACAAGCCCAACAUCGGCAAGCAGGCCCACCCAGAGAGCCUGGACAAUCUGCAGCUACGCUACCGCAAGGUGACUCCAGACCAAGCCAAGGACAGCUGGGAGAGCCAGUUCAACUUCUCCUUUGGGAAAUGUAGCCAUGCUAACUGGAACGGGAAGUGUAAGAAGAUCGAGGAGGGUCAGGAGUGUCUGCAGGGAAUGCGUCUGCGCCAGUACCACAUGCUGUGUGGUGCGCUACUGCGCGUCUGGAAGUAUGUUGCCGACGUGGUCUCUGACAUCACCUGCUCCAGCAUCCUUCAGAUCGUACGCCUCAAAACCAAAAAUAGUAACAAGCAAGUCGGUAUCAAGAUCCCAGAGAACUGUGUGGCCCGAGUGCGGCAGGAACUUCUCAAAAUGGACGAGGAGGUGAAGAGAAGGCGCAAAGAGAAGGAGCAGCAGCGCGCCCAGGAGCAGCGGCUAGCCGAGGAGCGGCAGCUUCAGAACCAACACCUGCUGGCCAAGCUUUACAGCCAGAGACAGACCCUAAACCACAGCUUCAAGAACCAGAACUUGUCGCAGAGCCUCAGCCAGGGCCUCAAGACCCAGCACCUGAGCCUGGCCCAGGCCAAUCCUCUACAGGUCAAGCCUCUACUCCAGCUCAAACCCCAGCUCGGUCCAGUCAACCAGCUCCCCAGCAUGGCCAGCCCCACCUCCCACUUCUCCAAUUUCCCCCACCCCUUCCCCUCCUCCAAGCCCCCUCGGACCGGGGAGGAGGUCUUAGACCUGACGGUGAGCCCCUCUCCCUCCCCAGACAGCAAAGAGAGAGGCCUGGUCCUCGACUGCCUGACCAGAGACGGCUUUGGCCUGGACUCUCUGAUAUUGCUGAGCGAGCUCGCCGCCCAGAACACUGCACACAAACUGCAGCAACCUCUACAGCCACUGCCACCACUGGCAAAGCCACAGCAGCUACAGUCGCCACAGCAGAUACAGCUACAGUUGCCACAGCAGAUACAACCGCAGCUACAGUCGCCACAACAGAUACAUCCACAGCUACAGUCCACACAGCAGAUACAAACACAGCUACAGUCCACACAGCAGAUACAAACACAGCUACAGUCACCACAGCAGAUACAACCACAGCUACAGUCGCCACAGCAGAUACAUCCACAGCUACAGUCGCCACAGCAGAUACAGCUACAGUCGCCACAGCAGAUACAACCACAGCUACAGUCGCCACAGCCGAUACAACCACAGCUACAGUCGCCACAGCAGAUACAACUACAGUCACCACAGCAGAUACAACCACAGCAACGGUUGGACAGUCCGACUCUAAUCAACUGCGACCACCAGGACUACUAUGACAUCCUCAAACUGCUGGAAGAUCCAGACCAUCUGCCUUACUCUCUGUCUAGCCAGACAACUACUAACCCCUCCACUUCCUCCAACACAGUGGCUCAAGUCUCGUCCGGCCUCCUCUCUUCCCCCUCUACCCCCUCCUCCUCUCUCUUCUCUUCUUCGGCCCUGGCCCCCUCAGAACAGCAGCCGCUCCCUCUGGCCAACGGCCACUGCAGCACGGACGCCCUCAUCAAUGUGCGCGAAGUGCUGGACAACAUGCUACGGACCAGCGCAGACCGGCAGUCGGUUAUCCAUUACCGGCUGCCUGAAUGGGACUCUGUGUAACCACAUCAUCAGUGUGGCUGUCUGAAUGGGACUCUGUGUAACCACAUCAUCAGUGUGGCUGUCUGAAUGGGACUCUGUGGAACCACAUCAUCAGUGUGGCUGUCUGAAUGGGACUCUGUGGAACCACAUCAUCAGUGUGGCUGUCUGAAUGGGACUCUGUGGAACCACAUCAUCAGUGUGGCUGUCUGAAUGGGACUCUGUGGAACCACAUCAUCAGUGUGGCUGUCUGAAUGGGACUCUGUGGAACCACAUCAUCAGUGUGGCUGUCUGAAUGGGACUCUGUGGAACCACAUCAUCAGUGUGGCUGUCUGAAUGGGACUCUGUGGAACCACAUCAUCAGUGUGGCUGUCUGAAUGGGACUCUGUGGAACCACAUCAUCAGUGUGGCUGUCUGAAUGGGACUCUGUGGAACCACAUCAUCAGUGUGGCUGUCUGUGUCCUCUAGCUCCUGAGUGUGAACGCACACCUCAUCCCCUCAGGGCCUCGUCACAUCACUGCCUGUCCUGUGCUCUUCUCCUCCUUAACCCUCCCAGACACUGGAUCCACAGGCCAGGGUCACUUUCACUGGACCAAAUGUGUGGUCCCGUUCAGAGAUGGUAAACAUACGACCCAGGUGGAACUGGCCGGGUCCCUUCGCUGAGAGAGAGAGAGCAAAUGGUUUCUAUAUGGCGUUUCUACACCAAGGCUUGACUCAAUGAAGAAAAACAAUUCCAACAGGGUUUGAUUAUGUUUCUAUAACUAUCAAAAGCUCAUGUGCUUUAAAAAAAAAUCCAACCUGGUUGCAAUUGUUGUUUUUUUAAAUUGAGGAAACCUGAAUGUAGAAAUAUUUUUCUAGAACCACAGCUAGUCGCUACUGGUUUUCACUUGUAACAUCGCUGGAUUCAAACUGCCUCAUGCACAUCUGUAUGCUUUUCUGCGUUGUCCUGUAAUUUGCUUCAUCGCCAUUGCAUCGACUUGGUUUGUUAAAACCAAGGGCUCUACUCAAAAACAUAAAACUGGAAAAAUCGACAAUGUUUCAGUUUUGGCUCCUUCUUCUCCCUCGCUCUCUGCUGUUUCUACCAUCACUCUCUCUAGUGUGGCCUGUGUGAAAAAAGAAAACAGUCAGCCGUUGUAACAGUGCCUUUGGAAACCUACUUAAAUGCAGUCUUUGAAACCCAUAUAGGCCUAAUGUAUAGAUUUGUACUGGAAGCAUAGGUAUGUUAAUUUAUUAUAUUUGUAUUUAACUUAACCCUCCUCGGCCCUCUAUUGGGUCUAUGCUGGUGGCAGAUGCCAGGGGUCGUCCCCACGGGCCCAGUAUGUGUAUGUCUGUCUGUGUGUGGACCUUAUAGCUGUCCCUUCAGCAGGUCUGUUCUGUGUGGAACCCUGCUUUUCCAGGCCAUGUUAUAGACAGAGAGCAGGGGUUAGAUGGGAUGGACACUGCUGAUGUGAUGCAAUUGGGUGGAUAGUUUAAAAUGGUGUCAUAUCCUACUUUUAGUCUACUUACCAUUCAUCCAACGGUGACUCCUGGGUUGCUUUUGAUUUGAAGUUCUCAGGAAUGUCUCGGGUGCAUUUGUUAUUUUGUUUAACUUUCAGACCAACAUUGAUAUGAGUAUUUGUUUUAGCUUUUAUAUAUAUAUAUAUAUAUAUAUAUAUAUAUAUAUAUGCUAAAACAAAUAAUA